Molecule: messenger RNA, 477 nt
Organism: Penicillium diatomitis
Lineage: Eukaryota; Fungi; Ascomycota; Eurotiomycetes; Eurotiales; Aspergillaceae
Exons: 2
Coding region: 1-477 (158 amino acids)
Source: RefSeq, a predicted model, not a curated record
AUGGACUGUUUCAAACAAAUCCUUCGCACCUUCAAGGCGCCAUUUGCGCGCAAGCAAGGCAAGAUCGUCGAAAUUGGACCUCCUACCAAUUUCCGCAAAGAAGAAUUACCCGCCUGCUUCUCCGAUGCCGAGUCAGUCUUAACGCGCAAUCUCACUCCGUCCGAACGGCCCCAUCUGACAUCCCAGUCACAGUACUUUGACGUCUCAGACAAGCCGCAGCCCAUCGGUGGAGAGGGAGAAAGUGUCCAACGAGAUGAGGAACCGUCGGCCAUCGGUGUCAGCCAAGAUCCGCAGCCACGUCCGCAAACUGAGCGUGCGAAAUUCGCCCGCGUCCGAACUUGCCUAAAGGGUUUUCGCAUGUCUUUUGGCUCCAAAAGGGUCCCGAACGGCCAUCCGGAGGCGACGAACGGUGGCAAUGAUACUUUGUCUGGGACAAUCACGGAAAAGGCCAAGAGUGACAAGCCAUCGGAGCAAUGA